Messenger RNA from Penicillium macrosclerotiorum, 267 nucleotides. RefSeq lists its product as uncharacterized. NCBI's taxonomy places the organism in Eukaryota, Fungi, Ascomycota, Eurotiomycetes, Eurotiales, Aspergillaceae. The record is from RefSeq and is a predicted model, not a curated record. The transcript has 2 exons. Bases 1 to 267 code for a protein of 88 amino acids.
AUGUUGUCUCUGGAUUCGCUAUUUGUAGUGGCAACUCUUGUCACCGGAUCCAUCGCGAAAGGCACAACUUGCGAAAGUAACCAGGUUGUUGUUUGCAAGGGCAAUGGAAAUGGCGGUCUUUUUUCAUUGGGAAACAUUGCUCCAGGCCUACUUGGUGACAACUGUUCCGGGGGUGAUGUUUACUGUUGUUCUGAGGAGGAUGUUGAACAGAUUGGUUUGGUCAACCUUGAUCUGAAUCUGCAGUGCAGCCUGAACCGGGUCUUAUAA